Otolemur garnettii (small-eared galago) is the source of this 1236-nucleotide messenger RNA. RefSeq names its product ATPase H+ transporting V0 subunit b (gene ATP6V0B). Gene Ontology annotation, molecular function: proton-transporting ATPase activity, rotational mechanism. Lineage: Eukaryota; Metazoa; Chordata; Mammalia; Primates; Galagidae. The coding region runs from base 342 to 959 and encodes 205 amino acids. Gene Ontology annotation, cellular component: proton-transporting V-type ATPase, V0 domain. Gene Ontology annotation, biological process: proton transmembrane transport. The record is from RefSeq and is a predicted model, not a curated record. The transcript is spliced from 8 exons.
GCAAGCAGGCUCUGGAAUAAAGCUGGGCCGGCGGGGCUAGGCUGAGGUGGGAUGACUGGGCAGAAGUCAACGUACUUAGCAAGGAAGAAGCCGGAGCCUCUGCGGAGACGCCCGACUACAACUACCACUAUCCUUAGCGCGCACAGUUCCGGCGUCGCCACGUUUAGACAGACUGUGGGUCUGCGCGGGACCGGGCGUGGGGUCACGUGGUGCAAGCGAGUCACGUGGGCGAGUCAGGUGACGCUGCGGGGCGGGACGACAGCCUGCGGGGCGGACAGUGGACGCAGGGACGCGGUGUUAGCUCUGGCCCCACCGCUCCGACCCCCGCCGUCGUUGCCGCCAUGACCGGGCUAGCGCUGCUCUACUCCGGGGUCUUCGUAGCCUUCUGGGCUUGCGUGCUCGUCGUGGGAAUCUGCUACACCAUUUUUGACUUGGGCUUCCGCUUUGAUGUGGCAUGGUUCCUGACUGAGACUUCACCCUUCAUGUGGUCAAAUCUGGGCAUCGGCCUAGCUAUCUCCCUGUCUGUGGUUGGGGCAGCUUGGGGCAUCUAUAUUACUGGCUCAUCCAUCAUUGGGGGAGGGGUAAAGGCCCCCAGAAUCAAGACCAAGAACCUGGUCAGCAUCAUCUUCUGUGAAGCUGUGGCCAUCUACGGCAUCAUUAUGGCAAUUGUCAUUAGCAACAUGGCUGAGCCUUUCAGUGCCACUGACCCCCAAGCCAUUGGCCAUCGGAACUACCAUGCAGGCUACUCCAUGUUUGGGGCUGGUCUCACAGUGGGCCUUUCCAACCUCUUCUGUGGAGUCUGCGUGGGCAUCGUGGGCAGCGGUGCCGCCCUGGCUGAUGCUCAGAACCCCAGCCUCUUUGUAAAGAUUCUUAUCGUGGAGAUCUUUGGCAGCGCCAUCGGCCUCUUUGGGGUCAUCGUCGCAAUUCUUCAGACCUCCAGAGUGAAGAUGGGUGACUAAAUCUGUGUGGGUGAGGCUGAGCUUCAAUCUUAUUUAUUGCUGGUUUUCCUGGGACAGCUGGAGCUGUGCCCCUUAGCCUUUCAGGGGCUUGGUGUUCCUUGUACUCACCACUUGAUGCCUGCAGACUUGGAGGCACUACAGUCCAGACUGAAUCUUCAGUGUGGGGAAUGGGCCACUGAUGGCAACUGUGUGCGCGAUUGUGCACCUUUGUCCCCCACCUCCACCCCAACCCAUCUUCCCACUGUUUGUGAAAUAAAUGUGUUAUUUGUCUGGGUCA